Triticum turgidum subsp. durum (durum wheat) is the source of this 984-nucleotide messenger RNA. Lineage: Eukaryota; Viridiplantae; Streptophyta; Magnoliopsida; Poales; Poaceae. The record is from the annotation of a GenBank genome assembly.
AUGGGCGAGCGCAAGGUGCUGAACAAGCACUACCCGAACGACUUCGACCCGGCGAAGAUCCCGCGGCGGCGGCAGCCCAAGAACCAGCAGAUCAAGGUGCGCAUGAUGCUCCCGAUGAGCAUCCGCUGCGGCGCCUGCGGGACGUACAUCUCCAAGGGCACCAAGUUCAACUCACGCAAAGAGGACGCCGCCAGCGAGGCCUACCUGGGCAUACGAAUACACAGGUUCUACAUCAAGUGCACACGCUGCUCCGCCGAGAUCGCCUUCAAGACGGACCCCCAGAACUCGGACUACACGGUGGAGUCAGGAGCCAGCCGCAACUUCGAGCCAUGGCGCGAGGCUGAGGCUAUGGUGGACAGGGAGAAGAGGAAACGAGCGGCGGAGGAGAUGGGCGAUGAGAUGAGAGCGCUGGAGAACAGAGCCAUGGAUUCCAAGCGGGGUAUGGACGCACUCACCGCUUUAGAGGAGACGCUGUCGAUGAGGUCUAUACAUGCCCGCGUCUCCGCUGACCGGAUGCUUGAGAUUCUGAACCAUUCUUCUUGUAUUGCUCAUCAUCAAAAUUUAAAGGAGGGAAACACAGUACUAGCAGAGGAAGACGAAGAACUCGUCAGAUCAAUCACUUUCCGAAACUCGGAAUAUUACGUUAAACGGAUCGAAGACGACGAUGACAACGAGGAAGAUUUUGGGUCAGAGAUCAUCAACGAGUCUUCUGAAUCAAUGUUAGAUCAUCCAACAGAUGUCUUGGCCAAAGCUAAUGAUCCUGAGAGUUCCAAUAAAGAAGAAGGAAAGAAGAGCUUGAAAUCUAAGAUGCUCAAGUUCAUUGUAAAGGCAAAGCCCGCUGCUGCAAAUCCUCACAAGAAACACAAGAGUACUGAAGCUGCAGCUGUACAAGAUAGCGUUAAGGACAACAAUGAAGCUUCAGAAGAAAAGGCCAAUGUUCUUCAUUCACUCUUCCAGUAUGACAGCGAUGAAAGUGAUGACUGA